Molecule: messenger RNA, 3060 nt
Organism: Folsomia candida
Lineage: Eukaryota; Metazoa; Arthropoda; Collembola; Entomobryomorpha; Isotomidae
Product: reducing polyketide synthase swnK
Exons: 9
Coding region: 1-3060 (1019 amino acids)
Biological process (GO): fatty acid biosynthetic process
Molecular function (GO): fatty acid synthase activity
Source: RefSeq, a predicted model, not a curated record
AUGAUGAACGGUACGAAGGAAAGGACGUCCAUAUGGGUUGGGGCAAUCCGAAAAGUUCAAGAGAUUCCUUGGCUCGUGGAAACUUAUAGGAAGGAAGAAACUGCACAUAAUAACUCUGCAGUGUUUGUAGGACCAGCAAUAUCUUUGCAGGAAUGCACCAAACUGGAAAUGAUCUUUGACUUUGUCGUUACGAUGGGAGAAGAUGAAAACCCACAGGAUUGCAGCUUUCGUCUUUGGGAUACCGUCACUUUUAGAAUUGCGCACGAUGGAAAUAGUGAGGUUCCCAACGGGAUGACAACAUCGGACGAGGAGUCAACCGACCAAACAUCUGAAAAUGAACCAAUAGCAAUAAUUGGAAUGGCUUGUCGACUCCCUGGUUCCAACGACUACCACACUUUUUGGAAUAAUCUUGUCGGAGGGGUUGAUAGUAUUGGAGAAGCGCCAAAGGAUCGGUUUCAACCUGAACGUGGCUGCGUAAAGAUGACAUCGGAGCAUCUAUCAACCGAAGCUAGAUAUUUAUCUUGUCCCGUCGACACAUUCGACGCUAAAUUUUGGGGAAUAUCCCCACUGGAGUUGGAAUACACUGAUCCACAGGCAAGAAUGGUGUUACAGUUGGCUUGGGAGGCGCUUGAGGACGCUGGAAUUCCACCAUCUACUAUACAUGGGACGGACGCAUCAGUUCUGCUGGGUUUCUGGCGAGAAGAUUACAAUGACCUACUUGUACAAACUGGAAGCAGUGCUGGCAACGAACUUCGUAGAUAUUUGGGUUGCUCCAUGGGGACCGCAGCGGCUCGUGUUGCGCAUGCUUUUGGAACCACUGGACCGGCCUUAUCAACCGAAACUGGAUGCUCUUCAAGGGUAUGCUCCAUUGGAGCAGCCAUGGCUGCCCUAAGAAACAACAAGACCGGACUCGCACUUGCCGGUGGUGCGAACUUAAUAUUGAAACCGUUUCUGUACAAAGAGUUUCAGGGUGUCUUGUCCCCAUCCGGUCGCUCCAAAGUAUUUCACUCCGAUGCAGACGGCUCCGCUCGUGCAGAGGGAGUGAUAAUGUAUGCUCUGAAAAGGGAAGCCGACGCGAGACGGGACGGUGACCAUAUCUACGCCCUUCUAUCUGGCUAUGGAACAUCACAAGAAGGUCUCUCCAGAUCGGCCGGCACGCUAACGAUUGAUGGAGAAGCACGUGCAAUCACGCUGGCUUUGAUGGAUGCUUGUGUUUCACCAUCAGACAUUGACUGGUUGGAAAUGCAUGGCACCGGGACAAAGGUUGGAGACCCUAUUGAAGUAGCAGCAACCAGAGUAGCAUAUGGAUUGGACAUUAAAAAAUCUGAAAGGCGGCGACCGCUGAUAAUUACAUCGGUCAAAGCAAACAUAGGUCACACAGAGAGCGUAUCUGGAGCAGCGGGACUGCUCAAAGUGGUUCUGGGGAUGAAAUAUGGAGCAAUCCCACCGCAGCGAUUAAAUGGCACACUCAACCCAAAAUUCAACUUAGAAGGAAUUCAAAUACCAUUACAAUUGCUUCCAUGGAAAGGGAAAUACGCUGGCGUCUCUUCAUUUGGAAUUACCGGAACAAAUUCGCAUCUUAUAGUUCAGCGUGUAUCAAUUCCACGGAACAACAAGAUUCCUCAAUCUGAUACCCUCUCCGCUUACAUCCUUCCCCUCGCGGCAAAAUGUGCAUCAUCAAUGGCGGAAUUGAAAAAGAGACAUGUUUUUGCUCUACAGAAUUUAGAUGAUCGUCAACUGGCGGACUAUUGCUACACAUCCGCUGUUUGUCGAGACCACUUUAAAGAAUAUCGAUACGCUGUUGUAGGACGGAACAAGAUGGAACUAAUUCAAGCAAUCUUAUCAGACCACGCACAAGAACCACAAUUGAAACCUCACAAACCAUAUGAAAAUUCAAACUCAAAAGUAUGCUUUGUAUUUCCUGGACAAGGUUGCCAAUAUGCUGUUUGGGGUGCAUGGGGUAUUUUUCCUUCAAUUGUGCUUGGACACUCUUUCGGAGAGUUUGCUGCUUCAGUGGUAGCUGGGACCUUGUCCCUUCCAACUGCUCUCGAACUUCUCGUUGCCUCGCGAACGAAAAUGGUCGGAACUCAUGACGAAGGUGGGAUGCUGUUUUUGGAAGAUGAUACAAAAACGGAUACUUGGAUAGAUAUUGCGGCCUUAAGUUCUUGUGAACAAACAGUGAUUUCGUCUAAGCCGGAUACUAUUUCCAAGUUCUCGAUGUUCUGCACUAAAUUCGGGAUUAAAAACACAGCACUUCAUGUCACCCAUGCUUUCCACUCUAGAGCCCUGGAGCUCGUCCUUAAUCAAUUUGAAUCUGAAGCAGCACAAUUGAAUUAUCCUAGUAGAAAGUUCAAAAGUGUGGCUUACGUAUCUUCAGUGUACGGGAGAGUAGUUGAUCAUGAUGAGAAAUUAGAAGCCAACUAUUGGCGGAAACACAUGCGACAACGCGUUGAAUUUAUUAGAGCCGCAAAGGCAGCUCUUCAAGAACAAAAUGGCCAAAUAUUUUUGGAAGUUGGUCCACAUCCUGUACUAUGUCCGCUGGUUAGCAAAAUUGCAGCAUCCGGUAUAAUCACAGCAACUGAAAAACCUUUAUUUUUUCCAUCCCUGAGGAAAGGCACCGAAGAUAUGCUAACCAUGUUGGACACCGCUACGUUAUUGUGUACGGAGGGGGUGGAUCUGGAUUGGUCAACAUUGUGGAAAAGCUUAACAUUAGCUCCACUUUGUAAGGUUCCUAGUCUUGUACCACUGUAUGCUUUCACGUCGAAUGAAUCGUUUUGGUUCAGCACUAUCCCUUCAGAAAAGCCAGCAUCGUUUUAUGAAGAGCAAGAGGUUCACCCAUUAUUGGGGUCAUGUUUUCCAACCAUGGUGGAAGGAAGUUACGCGUUUGUUAACUCGACCCGACGGCUGUUGGCGAAUCCAUUAAGCGGGGACUGGCUUCAGGAUCAUAGGUUGGGAUCUCACAUUAUUUUCCCAGCUGCGGGGUAUGCUGAGAUGGUGUUUGCGGCCGUUGACAUAAUAAAACGUAGAAGCAACGAAAAUUGUGCCACAAUUUGGAAUUGA